UUAAACAAACAGGAAAGCAUGUUUGUCGAAUGUAUAAUUUUAUUUCCCUAAUCAGAUGUUUACAAUGUAUUUCAUUACAUGUUGUAAAAAGAUAUACCAUUUGGGUUUAAGACGAUUCGACACCAAACCAUUUCGACCACAAGGCAUAAUCUAUGAUGGAUGUGGACGAGGAUGAAGGUAGCGCUCUCAGUCCUGCUGUGCAGCUGAUAGAGGACUUGAAGUCUUUGUGUUUUAACCUUGACACCUAUGGCGUAGAUACCUUAGUGUUCUGUACAGGCUUUGAUGACCUUUUUCCGUCUCAACAUGCAGUUGGCUUUGUGAAAAGUGGUAUCCAGUUACACAACAAGUUCAAAGAAUACUGCAUUGGUCAAAGGAAGAAAGUGCAAAAACAAGAUGGAACGUUUGAUUUCUCAACAGAUUACAAGGUUUCCUCUUUUUUGGAAAGCCUUGAUACAGAUAACCUGAAUGCUAGUAAUGAACAUUCAGAAACUGUGGGAGCAAAUGGUAAAAUUGUUGUGAAAGUCCUUAGUGUUAAAAGUGAACCAGUUUUACACCCUACAGAUCAUGUAGCUGAUGAAGGUAACGGCAAUGAUUAUGAUAAAGUGGAUGACGCAAAUUGUGACAACAAUGACGAUGGUGAUGAGGACAUUGAUGAAUCUACAGAAAAUGAAGAGAUCAUCAGCCAUCAAUAUGAAAUGGAUACAGACGGCAACAACAAACAUAAUGUUGAGAUCAAUCUUACACAGGUUCAACCAGCCCAAGGCUCGCAGACUGAGGAAGUUGACAAUGAAGACUUUACCAAUACAAUCCCAACCAGCGAUGAACACUCAGUAUACAUUAAAGGUAAACGGUGGCAAUUCAUCUCUCUGGAGAAGUUAGUUGCGGAAGGAAGUAAAUGCACAAUAUGCAACCAGUCUUUCUUGUCUACAAAGGGUCUUAGAGAUCAUUUUUAUCAAGAGCAUGAUGUAAAAGUUGGCUACAGAUGUUCCUGCAGGCAAUUCUAUGCCACCUUUGUAGCCUAUGAUCGGCAUGUUUCUCAUAAAAACUUCAAGCAAACACAUAAGGUAUGUCUGAAGUGCAAGCAGUGUUUUAGAUCAGAAGAGUUGCUUGCAAAGCAUACAACUGAAGCUCACCCGUACGAAAGUGAUAAUACACACUUGUAUGAUAGCGAUGUAGACUCUGAUAUGGAAGUAAGAAACACUUGUGGACAGGAUCAGACUAAAAAUGACAUGGAACAUUCCGAAUUGGGAGAGAUUGCCUGUAAAAAAUGUAACUUGGAAGUAUCGCACAGCAAUCUGUUGAAACUACAUCACCACAACUUUCCAGACUGUGACAAGUCAAUGCAAGAAAGCAGUGAAGAAACUGAAUCUAAAGAAAUUAAGUAUAAGAAUGCUGAUGGAAAAAUAAUUAUUGUCAAGUAUGGUGAAAUGGUCUCGAGGCAGACCACUGUACCCUAUACAUGUGAAAUAUGUAAUUAUAAGACUGUUAAUAGAUCACGUUUCAAGCGGCAUAUGGUUAGCCAUUUGACAAAGGGAACUCAUGUGUGUCAGAUAUGUGGAAAGGCAUUGAAGGGACAUGAUAGUCUACUGCGGCAUAUCAAAAGUCAUAACGAGAAACCUUUCAGCUGCUUGAAAUGUACCUGCAAGUUUACAAAUGAGUCAGAGCUUAAUGAACAUGAAGGAAAAUGCCAAAAAGAGUUUCCUUGUAAGAUGUGUGAAUUCACUUUUCCCAGCAUGUCGGCCCUGAGCCUUCACAUGAACCGUCAUGCAGGUGUCCGGCCUUUUAAGUGUACUCUCUGCGACAAGGCCUUCACAUCCAAGGGAAGUCUUGAUCGACAUGUGGCCGCCCUCCACUCAGAUGCCAAACCUUACAAGUGCAAGAUCUGUGGACACUCCUUCAAGGUCAAGGACAAUCUCUCUAGACAUGUGAAGACUCAUCAGGAACCUCAAUACCAUUGUGAUGUGUGUGGCAAGAGCUGCACUGAGUACAGCAACCUGAAGAAACACAUGAGGACCCAUACCAAGGAGAAGCCAUUUGUGUGUGAGGUUUGUGGAAAGAAAUUCGGUAUAAAAGCCUUAUUGCAGAACCAUUCUCGAAUACACACAGGAGAAAAACCCUUCCAAUGCACUGUCGAGGAUUGCGACAAGACAUUCCGCAGUUACCCCAACUUGCAGCAGCAUAUAAGGACUCACGUUAAAGGGCAUGCAUACAUAUGUGACAUAUGCGGUCGGGGCUUCAAGCAACCUGGGCGACUCAAUCACCAUCGGAUAGGCCACAUCAAAGUGUAUCGUUGGUCAUGUUCAUAUUGCGCUGAGAAGUUUAAGUCCUUGAUUUCAUUCAAGAACCAUUUAGCUAGAACUCAUGCUGAAAAACAAAAGGAAAUAGAAGAAACUUUGAAUAUCAAGAUAUAUAUGUGCAAUUUAUGUCCAAAGAAAUUCGGGCAAAAAGAGGAUUUGGAUCGUCAUGUUGACGUUCACAAGAAUUUGAAAAGGUUCAAAUGUAAGAUAUGUGGGAGUGGAUUUAAUGACCGAAGCAACAGGAGGGAGCAUGAAAAAACUCACGGAGGGAAGAACAAGUUUCGUAAGUAUUGUAAUCAUUGUAGACGUGACUUGCAGAGUCACGAGUCAGUUUGUCAGAAGGUGACCGAGAUGACAGUGCCUGGAGUGCAACUUGCUAUUGGCCCACAACUGAGAGAAGACAGCGCAGAAAGCAUGAAGACGACCACAGUGUCUAUUGAGCAGGCAGGAUUGCCUAGCGUGAUGGUACUGGCUAUUCCCAUGGGGAACCUGUAUGCUGGCAACCAGACUGCAGUUGACCAUCAACAGAACAAAGACAUCGCCACACACAAUCUGCCGCAGCAAGUAGCUGAUGAUGGACUUCAUUCGCUGUCUGGAAGGUUGUUUGGCACCAACAGUUAUUACCAGCCCCUUCCUGACUUCUUUAUGCCAUUGUCUUCAUCAGUAGAUACUUCACAAGUGUGCUACCAGUCUUCUAGUUUGCAGUACCUCACAUCUAGUUCUACAGAUCUACAGAAUUCCACAAACAAUGACAAUCUUGACCUGAAAAAUGUGUCAGUAGUGACAGAAUCAGUAAAUCUAGGCAGUUAUACAUUUUUAAAUGCUGGAAAUAUCGAGUCACAGGAGCGUAGCGAUUACAAAACUGAAAUAGAUCCAGAUUCAGUUGAUGCCUCUUUGUAGUGUCUGGUACAAUACAACCAGUCAAUCAACCAUCUGCUUAAAAUUUCUAUAAAGUCUUGGUCACCACAAGCCUAGUUGUCAAUAAAUGGACUUCAUCUUUUGUGUCCAAUGGUUUUCAUUGAUCACAUAAUACAUAAUCUUUUUGGGAAAUUUACCAAACAUGGCAAAAAUAUAUAUAUAUAUUUUUAAAUAUCUCUGAUUGUUUCAAACCUUUGUGAUUCAUUAGAAGAAGAUGGCAGAGAAAGUCACACUUUGUCUUUCUUGUUAACUAGCAUUUACGGACAUAUUUCAUUUAAGAAUUGAAUUGCAUGUUUAAGCAUUUCAGUUGUGUAUAAACUGAUUGGAUUUUUUUAAGACCGUUUAUACACCGCUGAAAUGUACAAAAUGCUAUUUAAUUUCUAUAAUUAUGACACAAACGCGGAUAUAAGCUGAAAUAUUACUAAAGGCCACCACAGACUUCUAUUUCCUGGCAAAUGAAUAUUAUGUCUUUUUUUGUCUCGAUAUUAAAUGUUUUGUUAUAGUUCCUGCUUAACUAUUACCGGUAUGUCAUUUCACUAUUUGUUAAUGAAAGGUAACUUUGUUUUACAACUUUGUUUUCAUCGGGCUAAGCAUUGACAUCAUUUGCAAUCAGGCAACUGUUCAUAAACAAAAGAAGUAUGACCAUAAUUAUUUUCGUAUUGAUUUGCAUACGUUUAGAGUUCAUCAGGAAAUGAAAAACAGGUUAUGUUAACAGAUUAUCCAGUCAUUAUAAGUGUUUAAGUGAAAUUGAAAGACAUUGAAAUUUAACUGUUUUUUGAAUAUGAAAAGCAUUGGUAUGUCUCUGAUGUUGGUAGACUAUUACUUCAAAGGCUUAUUUAUUGACUAACUGAGAAAAGUACAAGUCUUUUUCAUUUUUGGAAUUAAUGCAGUCCAUACACACUGCACUGUAUAUUGAGUGUGUAUUAGGUUGUAUUUAAUAAUUGAUGGAUAUUUUAUGUUCAAUUUUUAACCAUAUUUCAACAAAUUUGAAAAUCCUGGUCAUUAGAGUGUCGUAUUUGGGGGUGGACGGGCAUUAUAAAACAGGUGGUUUCCAGUCAGUAACUUGAAUUUCAAUUGACCAUUCUUGAUGAAAUUUUUGAUAUGCCAAGAUUGUAUGGAGACCUAUCUUAGGAUUAUAGUUGUUGUGUCAGGUCAAAGUCAUGGUUACUUAACAUAGAAAAACAGUUUCUGCUAAAGUAUUUUAAAUUGAGAUACUGUAAUGAAAUUGUGUGUAUAUAGGAACUUACCUAACAUGUAUACAUGUAUCUAGCUUGGGAUUCCAUCUAGGACCAUCUCUAGGUCACCAUUUCUAAAACAAGAAAAGCUGCUUUUGCUCAAAUAGCUUUAGUUUUUAAUCUGGUAUUAUUUUGAAAGAUGUUUGGUAGCUUACGUUCAAUGACUUCAGUUUGGAUAUAGGUAUUUCACUGAAAUUGUAAAAAGUAGGUAGCUUACAUGGAGACCAUGCUUGAGUAGGUAGCUUACAUGGAGACCAUGCUUGAGUAGGUAGCUUACAUGGAGACCAUGCUUGAGUAGGUAGCUUACAUGGAGACCAUGCUUGAGUAGGUAGCUUACAUGGAGACCAUGCUUGAGUA
This is a messenger RNA of Dreissena polymorpha, 4807 nucleotides long. RefSeq names its product zinc finger protein 347-like. The transcript is spliced from 10 exons. NCBI's taxonomy places the organism in Eukaryota, Metazoa, Mollusca, Bivalvia, Myida, Dreissenidae. The record is from RefSeq and is a predicted model, not a curated record. Gene Ontology annotation, biological process: regulation of transcription by RNA polymerase II. Gene Ontology annotation, cellular component: nucleus. The coding region runs from base 153 to 3197 and encodes 1014 amino acids. Gene Ontology annotation, molecular function: DNA-binding transcription factor activity, RNA polymerase II-specific; RNA polymerase II transcription regulatory region sequence-specific DNA binding.